This is a messenger RNA of Asterias rubens (European starfish), 3059 nucleotides long. RefSeq lists its product as uncharacterized. The transcript has 6 exons. The record is from RefSeq and is a predicted model, not a curated record. The coding region runs from base 32 to 2800 and encodes 922 amino acids. Lineage: Eukaryota; Metazoa; Echinodermata; Asteroidea; Forcipulatida; Asteriidae.
UGAGGCAAUCCGCAAUCGUCGUCUGCAAAAGAUGGAGAGAUGUGAAAUCAAAGAGCUCUACAGGUGGCUUCAAGAUGAAGAGUGUGUCUGUUACCUGAUUGAGGAAAGAAGAGAAAUUCUCAGAAAACUUUCUUCUUUUGCCCUCUGGGUUGAUGGACUCUCUAAGGAUGUGAAGACGGAUCCUUCAAGAUGGACUCCAAAAGAAGUUAGGGAGGAAGCCACUGGGGAUGAAAUCAACAGAUCUGAAGAUGAUCAGGACAAACAGGAUGUUGCUUCUUCUCACUUAUUGGACAAAUCGCACACAAGAUGCUUUCCAGACAUGCCAGAGGGAGGGAUGGCAGUUGAUCAAACAGCAAGGCCAGCUUCUCAAAGUAGCGGACCAUCAACCUGUAUCAUUAGUCAUCAUACACAAAGUGAAGAACUAGUAGGAAAGUCUCCCAUAUUCUUGGAAAGAAAACAGGUGUCGUCAUCGUUUUCUUCAUCAUCUCGAGACAGACUGCUCCUCUGUCUUACAGUUUGCAAGGAGUUGUUUGAGGCAGAUGCUUCUUGUGAGGGGGUGUAUACCCUUCAGCAAGAGAUGAUCAGCAGAGGUUUACUGGAUGAUGUGGGGUUACUGAUGAAGUCUGAGGAUAGACUUGUUGCUUUUAUGGCAUUUAAGAUGCUGACAGCUGUUCUUCCGGCGUCUAAAAAGGAGAUGGUCACUGCUGUUUUGAAGGGGCAUCUUCUCCAAUGCCUUGCGACCAUCAAUGCUUGUAACCAAAGUUUCUUCCUGGUCGAACAAGAUAAUCCAGAUGAUUCAAACAAAAUAAACCCACCUAAGGAGGUCAAUCAGUGUCAGAAUAAUCAAGGUCAGGUUGAGGCAUGCCAGGGUAAUCCGAGUCAAGUUAACCCAAUUCAAGUUGACCUGGGUCAACAAAAUAACCCUACCCAUAGUGACUCGUUACUAAAUAUGAGUUGGGGCCAUGACACUCCAAUCCAGGUCAAUCCAGGUCACAUCAACCAUGCAAUCUUCACCUUUGACCUUGUAAGGUUUCUCCUCAUCAAAAGGUCUUCCAUGGACAGCCCUCAUCUGAAAGUUUUCAGCAGUAGCCAAAGAUGCAAAAGAAGAGUGACACCUACGGCAGGUGAUGAACAAGGUUUCCAGGCAGAAGUGUUACAUAUCCUCUACACGCUUCUUCCAGACAUCGUCCAAUCAUUUCUACCCGCAGUCACAGCGAGAGACCAAGGUUUAUCGACUGCUGUUAUCAGCUCCAAUAAAACAACUUCACUGAUUCUGGCCUCAUUUCUUGAUCUAACUCAUUCACUGUUCAAAGGCGGACCAGGCGGACCUGGUGAACCACAGUGGCAUAACUUCACCUUCAAGAUACUCCCACUUCUAAUGAACCUCCUCAAGAAGUAUAACAAUGAUCUCAUUGUCUUGAAGAAACUGCUGGAUAUUCUCACAGUAAGCAUGAACCAAUCAGCUGAAGGAAAAACACAAUCGGUCCAAUCACAGCCGAGCAAAAACCAUCUCGACACGGCACCUGGUGAACAUUUAGUCACCAUAGCAAUAUCAUUUGUUGAUAUGAUUGUUGAAGACAGCAUUUUAGAUGACAUUCCAUACAGGAGUGGACCAGUUGGUUUUGGAGGUGGGGAUUUUCAUUCCUCAUCAGGUGAUGAUGCUGUAGAAGGUACAGAGUGUGGGGACCGGACGUUGUUAAGGAAACUCUGCAGAGUGACACUAUCCUCCUUGAAGAUUCUUGUAGCACACAAGUGUGAACACUCGGAGAUGAUCCUGAAUGAAUCAGAUGUCAGUAAGUGCUUCCAGACUUUAUCGAUGUACAUCUGCGGCAAGCUGAACCUUUCCCUGAUAUCCAAGCCUCCAAUUUGGAUCUUCAAGCUCUUUGCUGACCAGGAUGACUGCCUCAUUUGGGUCAUGCUCUGUGUAUUAAACAUUGAUCGGUCCCUCCAUGUCCUCGAACCUCUGUGCUCUCUCUUAAAGGAUCAACUCAACCCUCAUAAGAUCUUCAUUGGUUUCUUGGAGACGGUGGCGUAUGAUCCCAGUGUGCUGUUGGAUCUGCUCAUAUCAUCCGAGACGCCGUUUCUAGAGUAUUCAGUGCAGUAUCUCCACACGGUCAUCAGAGACUGGGAGGUGUUUUGCCAGUCCCAUCUAGAGGUCGGAUCAGUGGGUUCGGGAUUACAUCUACACUCGGAGCAAGUCAACUUGAAUGAAAAUGAUAAUGAUGUAAGUGGUGAUGAAUCAGUUACAGAUAACUUGAUGGUUUGCACAAGCCAGGUUUCAGACAUGACAGAGGGAAAUGAUAAUAGCGGACAUGGAAGCCGCAUAGAUACUGAACUGAAAGGUUCACCGCAACCUAAACGGAUGAAAACAGAUAUCCAAAGAACAGUCACUUACGUAGAACAAAGUCCUCAUGACACAGACAGUAAAGCCUUGACUAUGGUGGAUAAGUCUCCAGAUAACAGUUCAACAUCUCCUACCGACUCAAACAUAAGCCAACCAAAUGAAUCCAGGGAUCCAAUUGAAGAUCAAAUCUCAUUGGAUGUCUCUAAUCGUGGGAUCAAAGUCUCAAAUCAAGAACUUCAAGGAGCGUCUUCACAAUCUCUUGAAGAUGUGAUGACCACGCUAAUCAGAUUACGCUUCUUGAUCGAGAGGAUUAGUGGCCGGGAUUUAUUCCCGUACCCCAUCACGCCAUUGUUGCGACUACUGGAGCGGGUUGAGGACAUGUAUGACGAUAUGGGUUCUACCUCGCCGAGUGCAGACCAUGUGGGAGGUUGCACUGGCCAAGCCUCCAAGCCGUAAUACGGCUCAAUAGAAACCCCCUCAAACUUCACUUCUGUAAAGCUUGUUAAGAUUAAGCCUGGUCCAUACUUCCUGCAAAUGCAAAUGCAAUACAAGCUUUGAUGUCACAGCCCCGUUUUCGCUGCAAUUACUUCGCAGGUGUUGAGCACAUUUCAACUGAUGCAAAUUAUUUGUUUCGAAUUUGUGAUGUCAAAAUUCGCUUCGCAUUCGCAGGAAGUAUGAACCAGGUUUUAGUCAGAAAUACAAUCCUCUUUUUGCA